UCAACCUCACAACACAAUUCGAGCUGCCAAUAACAACUACAGACCAGCAACGCAGCCUCCAACGACAUUCCUGCGUUCUUUGCUUAGCACCCUCACGUCAAGAAGCCUCAUGUAACCUCAUUAGAGCUCAAUUCAUACUCUCGUCCGCGAUGUCAUUCCCGAAAAGAGCUCCGUCUCGUGCUCUCCUCUCCCACAUCUGCAGAUCUCCCAUCCCAGCACCCUCGCCAUGUCUCCGAAGUAUAGCCUCACGACAAAUACGACACGAAUCUACAGAAAAUAAGCCAGCUGGCGAAGGCAGGUCAUUCAAAGGGCAGCUUUACGAGAGCACUGCUGCGCGAUUAGCCCGUGAGCGAGUAGAACGAGCACGCUUCUCUCGAGACAGAAAAGAGCCAUCUGGCGCGCGGAACAUAGCAUUGACAUUUGUAAUCAUCGCAACAGCCUGCAGCGGCUACUACCUCGGAACCUUCGCCACCCGCGCGCCCUCAAACCUCUCCACGCUCCCUCUCUCCGCAACCAUACCCCCGAAGCACGAUGUAUCAGGCUCGAACAUGGAAGCUGCAUGGGCGGACUUUGUUCAGAUUGUAGGGAAGGAGAAUGUCUCGACUAAAGACACGGAUCUCACGUAUCACACCGGCAGCGAUUGGAGCUCCCACCGGACGGAAGACUCCGAGCAUCUGUUCCUCGUCGUAUACCCUGCUUCUACGGAAGAGGUUUCGAAGAUAAUGAAGAUUUGCCAUAAGAGAAGGAUUCCUGUUACAGGGUACAGUGGGGGUACAUCUCUAGAGGGUCACUUCGCGCCUACGAGGGGAGGCAUAUGUGUUGAUUUUGGGCGCAUGGGAGAGAUUCUGCAAGUGCACAAGGAAGAUAUGGAUGUGGUGGUCCAACCAGCCGUAGGCUGGGAACUACUAAACGAAGAGCUGGCGAAAGAGAAUCUUUUCUUUCCUCCAGAUCCUGGACCAGGUGCUAUGAUUGGAGGUAUGGUGGGAACAGGAUGCAGUGGCACGAAUGCAUACAGAUAUGGAACUAUGCGGGAGUGGGUUCUAAGUCUGACAGUGGUACUUGCGGAUGGGACGAUCAUUAAGACCAGGCAGCGACCCCGGAAAAGUAGCGCUGGGUAUGAUUUGACGAAGAUGUUUAUUGGGAGCGAAGGCACCCUUGGGUUGAUCACGGAGGCUACGCUGAAGGUUACGACGAAACCGAACACGACGAGUGUAGCGGUUUGCAGUUUCGGCACCGUAAGACAAGCUGCGGAUUGUGUGGCCAAGGUCGUUGGAGAAGGUGUCCCCAUCGCAGCGAUUGAGAUAUUGGACGAUGUGCAGAUGAAGUGUAUCAACGCAGCGGAAAUGACGGACAAGAGCUGGGCCGAAGCGCCAACCCUCUUCUUUAAGUUCGCGGGCACACCGAACGCGGUCAAGGAGCAGAUUGGCAUGGUGCAGAAGUUGGCGAAGAGUACAGGCAGCAAAAGCUUCGAGUUUGCGCGGAAUGCACGGGAGCAGGCGGAUCUUUGGAGCGCAAGGAAGGAAGCGCUGUGGAGCGUGAUGGCGAUGAGAGAGAGUGAUAGUGAUCAUGUGUGGACGGGCGAUGUUGCUGUUCCUAUCAGUAGGCUGCCAGAUAUUAUUGAGGAGACGAAAGAGGAUCUGGCCAAGUGUGGAUUGUUUACUGCUAUUGUGGGGCAUGUUGGAGAUGGAAAUUUUCACACUAUUAUGCUUUACAAUGAUAAGAAACGAAAAGAAGCGGAGGAGGCUGUCCACAGGAUGGUCAAGAGAGCAAUUGAGAUGGAAGGCACUGUUACUGGUGAACACGGUGUAGGAUUGGUCAAGAGAGAUUAUUUGAAUCAUGAGUUGGGGGAGACGACGGUUGAUGCGAUGAGAAAGCUCAAGUUGGCAUUUGAUCCUCUUUGUUUGCUGAAUUGCGACAAGAUCGUCCGGGUACAGAAGCCGAAGCCUGGAGAGGUUGCUGCGUGGUAGACCGAGGUCAUCUUGUCGGGUUAAGAUAGAACAGAUUCGCCAAAUUCUGGUACGUUAGAGGAACACCUAGACUCAGAAUCCAUAGCUGUGUAGUGGGAGAAUCGAUCGCGCGGCUUCGAGAUCUGAUUUGUUCAGGCUGGUAGAAAGUAUACAUAGCAGAGGUCUGCUCCUCCCCUCUCGCUUCCUUCAGUCCAACAAAGCCCCACAAGCGAAUGGAUAAUCAAAAAUAGGGAACCUGGCGUGUUGUGAGCGACAAACCAGCGCCAAACCCAUACACCCACCCUCUAUAACAAUAUACUCGCGCUUCUUCC
Messenger RNA from Hyaloscypha bicolor E, 2278 nucleotides. Its product is annotated as d-lactate dehydrogenase-like protein. Gene Ontology annotation, cellular component: mitochondrion. The coding region runs from base 150 to 1967 and encodes 605 amino acids. The record is from RefSeq and is a predicted model, not a curated record. The transcript is spliced from 4 exons. Lineage: Eukaryota; Fungi; Ascomycota; Leotiomycetes; Helotiales; Hyaloscyphaceae. Gene Ontology annotation, biological process: lactate catabolic process. Gene Ontology annotation, molecular function: D-lactate dehydrogenase (cytochrome) activity; D-lactate dehydrogenase (NAD+) activity; FAD binding.